UCGAGCAUGUGUUUGCAUCCCUAAACCCGAUUUCUUGACAGAAUCUAUCAAUCACAACUUCACCGCACCAAAAUCAAAGAGAUCUCCAGUUUCCAAUCCCCAAGCAAUCAAAAAUGGCUCCUCCAUCCCUCUUAGGUCCACCUGAACUCCGCAGUCCAACCCCUCCAAGGCCACAGCCUCAAACCACCACCGCUCCAAGCAAUCCCUUCAUGGAUCUAAUGGUGGCCAACUUCAACAAAGACAAUAUCUCACAACCCUAUGACCUUCCCAUGGGCUUCACCGAGAACAUGUCAGCCACUUUUCUCUCAUCAGGUAACCCCUGCCUUGACUUUUUUUUCCAUGUGGUUCCUGACACCCCACCCGAUUCCCUCAAAAAGAGGCUGAGUCUUGCUUGGGAUCACAACCCUCUGACCACCCUCAAACUCAUCUGUAACCUACGCGGCGUUCGUGGCACUGGGAAAUCAGACAAGGAAGGGUUUUACACGGCAGCGUUUUGGCUACACAAUCACCAUCCUAAAACCCUUGCCUGCAACUUGGAUUCCUUUGCUGAUUUCGGUUAUUUUAAGGAUCUUCCCGAGAUUCUUUACCGGAUGCUUGAAGGUUCCGACGUUAGGAAGAUUCAAAAGGAGGAGUGGAACAAGAGAAAAUUUGGUCUUAAAAGUACAAGGCGCUCAAGAUUCAGACACGAGUGUUUACAAAGCAAAACCAAGAAAAAAACAGGGGAAGGGAAAUCCAGUUGCAGUGCACCCAAAGAAGUUAGACUGUUAAAUGCUAUUGAAAGGGCUAAGAUUGAGAAGGAAAAUGCAAGUGCUUUAAGGAAAGAUAAGAAGAUUGCUAUGGCCAAAAAGGUAAUCGAGAGAUACUCACGUGACCCGGACUUCAGGUUUCUCUACGAGCGUGUCUCUGAUCUUUUCGCCGAGUGUCUUAGAGCCGAUAUGGAGUUGAUGAAAUCUGAUCAAAUAAGGAAGAUUGGUCUUGCUGCAAAGUGGUGCCCUUCCAUUGACUCUUCCUUCGAUAAAUCAACUUUGCUUUGUGAGAGUAUUGCCAAAAAGAUGUUCCCUCGUGAGAACUACCCCGAAUAUGAAGGUAUCGAGGAAGCACAUUACGCUUAUAGAGUUCGUGAUCGGCUGAGGAAGGAAGUGUUGGUACCACUUCGUAAAGUUUUGGAAUUGCCAGAGGUGUAUAUUGGUGCAAACAGAUGGGAUUCAAUUCCCUACAAAAGAGUAGCCUCUCUGGCCAUGAAGUUUUACAAGGAAAAAUUCUUAAAGCAUGACAAGGAGCGGUUCUCUAAGUAUUUGGAGGAUGUAAAAGCUGGGAAAUCCACAAUUGCAGCUGGUGCGUUGCUUCCUCAUGAAAUAAUCGCCUCAUUGAAAGACGAGGAUGGUGGAGAGGUUGCAGAGCUUCAAUGGCAAAGAAUGGUUAAUGAUUUGCUACAGAAGGGAAAGCUUAGAACCUGCAUGGCGGUUUGCGACGUUUCUGGUAGCAUGACUGGGACACCAAUGGAAGUUUCUGUUGCUUUGGGAGUAUUGGUCUCGGAACUAAGCGAGGAGCCAUGGAAAGGGAAGCUCAUUACUUUCAGCCAACACCCUCAACUCCAAUUAGUGGAAGGUCGAAAUUUGAAGGAAAAAACUAAUUUUGUGAGAUGCAUGCAUUGGGGCAUGAACACUGAUUUCCAGAAGGUGUUUGAUCUUAUCUUGAAUGUUGCUGUUCAAGGCCAAUUGAAGCCAGAACAAAUGGUUAAAAGGUUGUUUGUAUUUAGCGACAUGGAGUUUGAUCAAGCAUCAGCAUCUCCCUGGGAGACUGACUAUCAAGUUAUAGUGAAAAAGUUUACUGAGAAAGGGUAUGGAGAGGCGAUUCCACAAAUUGUGUUUUGGAAUUUGAGAGAUUCGAGGGCUACACCAGUGCCUGGAAAUCAAAAUGGGGUGGCGUUGGUUAGUGGGUUUUCUAAGAAUUUGAUAAAGAUGUUCUUGGAUCAAGAUGGAGAUAUAAACCCUGAGGCUGUCAUGGAAGCUGCUAUUUCGGGUGAAGAGUACCAGAAAUUGGUUGUUCUUGAUUGAUGAAAAAGUUGCUCUGUUGUUUUUUGUUGGAGCUUAAACCUUCUUUUAUAUCAAUCCGUAAAUCUUUGUAAUGUGUGACGAUUUGCUCAAAUAUGAAUUGCUCGUAUUUCAAUAGAA
Molecule: messenger RNA, 2174 nt
Organism: Durio zibethinus
Lineage: Eukaryota; Viridiplantae; Streptophyta; Magnoliopsida; Malvales; Malvaceae
Source: RefSeq, a predicted model, not a curated record